Molecule: messenger RNA, 1197 nt
Organism: Hyalella azteca
Lineage: Eukaryota; Metazoa; Arthropoda; Malacostraca; Amphipoda; Hyalellidae
Exons: 5
Coding region: 1-1197 (398 amino acids)
Source: RefSeq, a predicted model, not a curated record
AUGACUGGAAAGAAGCUCAAGGUAUCCAUCCCAACCCUGGCCAGGACCCCUGCUCAGUCUGCUCCCUCCCGGUUACACGGCAGUGCUACUCGUUUCGGUGCUCCGUGUGCAAAGCCUGGUGCCACAAGCGGUAAACCUGGUAACCAGGGCUCCUCAUACCGCCCCAUCUCCCUCCUUUGUACAGCGGUUAAGAUCCUGGAACACCUUCUACUCCCAUACAUCUCUGGUUCUCUCGUCACGGUUUCCUCGCAACAUGGCUUUAAACCAGAUGACCUCACUAUUUUCGUGUCGUCCCCGAGACUCGACGCCGCGGAGGCUGACCUCUCUGAGCUUCUCCGGGGCGUCUCAGACUGGUCGACCGCCAAGAAACUGGCCGGGGCUCCGGGGAAAUCCUCAGUCACGCUCUUCACCCCCGACACUCACCAAUCCCGUCUUCACCCCUCUGCAACAAUCUGCAAUUGCAUCAUCCCAUUGGACAAGACCCCCAAAAUUUUGGGGGUCACUUGGGAUACCCUUUUUACGUUCUCUCCACAUGUCAGAGCCAUAGCCACCAAAGCCAUAGGCUCUUUACGCAUCUUAAAAGCCCUGGCCAGCACCAACUGGGGCUUCUCCAAGGAAGACAUCAUUGCCACAUACCGUACAAUUACUCGCCCAAUCCUCAAUUAUGCUGCCCCCAUCUGGUACCCAGUCGCGUCACGCACCGCAAUUGCAAGCCUCCAAAUCAUCCAAAACUCAGCCUUGAGACUAGCCACCGGCUGCAUCAAGAUGGCCCCAAUCGCCCAUCUCCACCAUGAGACCGGCGUCCUCCCCCUAUCCGCCCACCUGGACCUGGCCUGUGCUCAAUUUCUCGGCAGCGCACUCCAGCCUACUCAUGCUUCUUUCACCUUCGUCUCCGCUCCCCCCGGAGACCGCCCCAUAAAAGCUUCAAUCAAGACAAGAUUCGGCCACCUUGUGGCGCCUUUCCUUGUUGACGGCAUGAUGCCCGACGGUGCCAAUGGAGAGGCAAAAUGCUCCCUCCGUAGGGAGAUAGCCACCCGUGUUGCGGCGACGGCCGUUAUAAACGCUGUCCUCACAGCCCCACCACCACCGAUUGCAGCAGAAGAAGCCUCGCUCCCUCGCCCUUACCGUUCAGCGCUAUCCCAGCUACGCUCGGGAUACUGCAGCUCCCUUGCGUCCCACACCCACAGGGCUGGUUGA